AUGGUGUCCAUGCUGCCCCGACACAGUCAGGACAUGAGUCCCUCUGUCCCACUCCUGGACAGCCGCAGAUGUGCAUCCCGGCUGCAGUACCAUGGAGUCAGGAGGAAGCUGCGGCCUGGGAGGAUCUAUGGUUUCAUCCUCAGCCUGGUGGUGGUCUGCACAGUCUGUUCAUGGAGUGCCUGGUCACUGACCACAACUACAGCUGCACUGCUACAAACAGAGGGCCCAGAGACAGCAGGGCCCCGGAGGACUCUUCUGCAUUACCCAAACCUCACUGAGGACACACCUAUAGCAAUGAAGUCAUCUGAGAUCGAAAUGAACCAUGGAGACUACCCAACAGACUAUUUUACUGUGGAGGAGAGGCGCCAAGGCUUUGUGGUGCUUCAUAUGUUCGGCAUGUUGUACAUGUUCAUAUCCUUAGCAAUAGUCUGCGAUGAGUUCUUUGUUCCAGCACUCACUGUUAUCACUGAGAAGUUGGAGAUCUCAGAUGAUGUCGCAGGAGCCACCUUCAUGGCAGCAGGAGGAUCAGCCCCAGAGCUGUUCACUUCUGUGAUAGGAGUCUUUGUCUCACAUAGUAACGUAGGCAUCGGUACCAUUGUGGGCUCUGCCGUGUUUAACAUCCUAUUUGUCAUCGGCAUGUGUGCUCUCUUCUCCAAAGAGGUGCUGAACCUCACCUGGUGGCCUCUGUUCAGAGAUGUCUCAUUCUACAUAGUGGGGCUCCUCAUGCUCAUCUAUUUCUUUUUGGACAAUCAAAUCACUGUGGGGGAGAGUGCAAGCCUACUGUUGUGCUACACCACCUAUGUGACAUUCAUGAAGUUCAAUGCCAAAGUAGAAUCAUUUAUUAAAGGCACAAUUGGCAGCAACCAGGUGGACAAACUGGAGAGUGAACCAAAGGUCCCUCCACCAAGUGAAAAUGAGAACAAGCUCACGGCUAAACCCAGACUGCAAAGAGAAGGAAGCUGUGCCUCUCUCCACAACUCUCUGAUGAGGAACAGCAUCUUCCAGCUCAUGAUUCACACCUUGGACCCUCUCAGUGGUGACGGGCAAUUCAAAGAGAAGGCUUCAAUCCUCCACAAAAUGGCCAAGCAUCAAUGUAAAGAGGAAACUAUUAAUGCCAAUGGUGUAGGAGAACAGAGAAAAGCCGACAAAAAGAUUCCCAAUAACACCAAUGUUGCAGUUGAAGUCACACCACCAAUGAACGGUGUUGCUGGUGGUACUGAGGGACCAGAGGAGGAAGAGGAGGAUGAAGACCAGCCUCUGAGCCUGGCUUGGCCAGACACUACCAGGAAACGAAUCACCUACCUAAUUGUUCUGCCCAUUGUCUUCCCUCUUUGGAUCACACUGCCAGAUGUUAGGAGAGAGUCAUCUGAAAAGUAUUUUCCAGUCACUUUUGUUGGAGCUAUUUCCUGGAUUGCAUUCUUCUCGUAUCUGAUGGUGUGGUGGGCUCAUCAGGUUGGAGAAACCUUCUGGAUCACAGAGGAGAUCAUGGGACUGACCAUUUUAGCUGCUGGCACCUCAAUCCCAGACUUGAUCACCAGUGUCAUUGUGGCACGUAAAGGCCUGGGGGACAUGGCAGUAUCCAGCUCAGUGGGCUCAAACAUCUUUGACAUCACAGUGGGCCUGCCAUUCCCCUGGCUCCUCUACAACAUCCUCAAUGACUUCAAGGCGGUGGAGGUGAGCAGUAACGGGCUGUUCUGUGCCAUCGUGCUCCUCUUCCUCAUGCUGCUCUUUGUCAUCAUCUCCAUCGCUGCAUGCAAGUGGAGAAUGAGCAAGUUCCUGGGAUUGUUGAUGUUUAUGCUGUACUUUGUGUUCCUGGUCGUCAGUGUGAUGCUGGAGGACAAAAUGAUCACAUGUCCAAUCAGCGUUUGA
Molecule: messenger RNA, 1869 nt
Organism: Knipowitschia caucasica
Lineage: Eukaryota; Metazoa; Chordata; Actinopteri; Gobiiformes; Gobiidae
Source: the annotation of a GenBank genome assembly